UCAUGCCAUAUCAUGCUCCCUUGCCAUUCCCGGCCUCCAUCCAAAGCAUCUCCGAAGAUCUAAUAAAACCCAUAGAAACUUGUCCCGUCUCUCUCUCCUCGGCCCCGCGGGAGCGAACCCUUAUCAGUCGCUCUCGUUGGCCCGGAGCAGCAGCGAUGCGCACCGCCUGCCUCCGCCCCACCAUUCGUAUAAAACCUUCCCCUCCGCCUCCCUCCUCCCGCCACUGCUAGACGACCGGCCCGUCCACCCGCCGGCACCGGCCGCCGCGCCCGCCCCCCACGGCCCCGCCCUCGCCGUGGCAUGAGAAGAUGGCCGCGUGCUCCAGGGGCCUCGCGUGGCCGCCGUUCGAUCUGACCACGGCGAGGGGGGCGGCGCCAUGGCCGCGCCGCCCCGCGCCGCGACGGCGCGCCGCGAUCCGGUGCUGCUGCGCCGGGGCCGACCCGGAGCCGCGGAGGCGCCUCUCCAGGGCGGCCGCGGCCGCGCCCGAGCGCGCCGAGGAGUGGCGCGUCGAUGGGAACAAGCCAUCCGCCGCCGCACCUGGCCGGCGGCGCGCCAGCCUCACCGCCAUGCCUCCGCUCCCCUUCCCUGCACCUCGUUCUAGAAGGCAAUUCAAGCAACAAGAUUUCUAUCCGCGGUGCACGCAGAGGGGACCGGCCCCUCAAUCCCGGGAUACCCCGCCCAAGAGAGACACUGGUAUUGCUAGUGAGAAGGAGUGGGGAAUCAACUUGCUGGAUGAAGCAGUCAAGGAGUCCGGAACGAACGAAGAUGGAAGCACUUGGUACAGGGAGAGUGGAGAAGAUCUCGGCGAGAAUGGGUUCCGGUGCCGAUGGGCAAGAAUGGGAGGACAGAGCCAUGAUGGUUCCACAGAAUGGAAAGAGACUUGGUGGGAGAAAAGUGACUGGACUGGAUAUAAGGAACUAGGUGCCGAGAAAUCUGGGAAGAAUGCUUUAGGUGACUCUUGGUGGGAAAAAUGGAAGGAAGUUUUGUACCAAGAUGAAUGGAGCAAUCUUGCAAGAAUAGAGAGAAGUGCUGAAAAACAAGCAAAAUCAGGUGCAGAAAAUGCUGGGUGGUAUGAGAAAUGGUGGGAGAAAUAUGAUGCCAAAGGCUGGACAGAAAAAGGUGCUCACAAAUAUGGAAGGUUAAACGAGCAGUCUUGGUGGGAGAGGUGGGGUGAACAUUAUGAUGGCCGUGGAUUUGUAUUGAAAUGGACAGAUAAGUGGGCUGAGACAGAUUUAGGCACUAAAUGGGGGGAUAAGUGGGAAGAAAAAUUCUUUGCAGGAAUUGGUUCUCGACAAGGGGAGACAUGGCAUGUAUCUCCUGGCGGUGGACGCUGGUCAAGGACUUGGGGAGAAGAACACUUUGGUAAUGGAAAAGUCCACAAGUAUGGAAAGAGCACAACUGGCGAGAGCUGGGAUUUGGUAGUCGAUGAGGAGACAUACUAUGAGGCCGAGCCUCAUUAUGGAUGGGCCGAUGUCGUCGGGGACUCGACACAGUUAUUGUCCAUACAACCUCUUGAGAGGCCACCCGGAGUAUUCCCGAACAUCGACUUCAGCUCCGCACCCCCACUGAACGAUGAUCCCCCUGGCAUGACUCCUUCCUCCCCUCUGGAGCCUGACUUGAGCUGCCGGGCAACCUCCAAUCCGCCUCCCGCGUCAACACUCCGGUCAAACCUCCCCUCCCAAAGCCUCCAAACCUUUCUCCUCGCCGCGGCCAGCCCGGCCACCAUGCCGUCGCUCGCCGGCCGCCUGACCGUGCCGGCCGCCGCGCUGCUGUUCCUCUUCUUCGCGGCGCCCGCCUCGGCCGCCAACUUCACCUGCGCCACGCCAGGCGCCACCUGCCAGUCCGCCAUCGGCUACGCGGUGCCCAACGCCACCACCUACGCGGGGCUCGCCGCCCGCUUCAACACCACCACCACGCUCGCCGAGCUCCUUGGCGCCAACAACCUCGCCGCCGACACCUCCCCCUCCGCGCCCAUCGCGGCCGAGGCCAUCGUUCGCAUCCCCUUCCGCUGCCGCUGCGGGAGCAACAUGGUGGGCCAGUCGGCCGAUGGCCCCAUCUACGUCGUGCAGCCGCAGGACGGGCUGGACCACAUCGCCCGCGACGUGUUCGACGCCUUCGUCACCUACCAGGAGAUCGCCACCGCCAACAGCAUCCCCGACCCCAACAAGAUUAACGUCGGCCAGAAGGUGCGGAUCCCGCUGCCCUGCUCCUGCGACCCGGUGGACGGCGUCACCGUGAUGCACUUCGCCUACAGCGUCGCCAAGGGGGACGAGACGUCCGGCAUCGCCGCCAGGUUCGGGGUGAACCAGCAGGCGCUGCUGAAUCUGAAUAAGCUAACCGACCCCCUAAAGCAGGGCCAGAUUCUGGAUGUCCCCCUCCCUGUUUGCCGUUCGUCGAUCAGCAACACCUCGGCUGAUCACAGUCUACUGCUCCUCCCGAAUGGCACCUACGCGCUCACCGCACAGAACUGCAUCAAGUGCAGCUGCAAUGCAAACAACUACGAGCAGCUAGACUGCUCCCCAGUGCAAGACAGAAGGUGCCCGGCACUGCAGCCCUGCGAUGGAGGUCUGAAGCUUGGGAGCACGAACGGCACCGGCUGCGAAUCCAAGAUGUGCGCGUACACCGGUUACUCCAACACCACGUCGCUCAGCAUACAUACCGCUCUUGUAACUGCAAACGAGACAGCGUGCCAACAGAAGGGAGGAGCUGCGAGGUCGGAGUUUGCCGGGUCCAUGUGGAGAAUGUCCGCUAUCUCCUUCCACAUGGUGCUCAUCCUGAUCUGCUUCCUUUGAUGCUAUAGAGGUUAGAACUCUAUAGAUGUUACUAUACGAUGUGAGUCACGGUGAGAUUGUUGUUGUAACUUUGCGUGUAUGUUAGGUCUGGUUUAUCUAAGAUUUUGUUCUCCAUUGGUAUAGAUGUUUGAAUAAAUGAAGGAAGUGAUUAUUUAUUAGAUUGGAUAAUCAAUAAUGCAUCCCAUGAGCAUCCAGCUCUUGGAAUGUGUCGUUUCAGAAUAAAAAAGUUCAUGUCCA
Molecule: messenger RNA, 3029 nt
Organism: Setaria italica (foxtail millet)
Lineage: Eukaryota; Viridiplantae; Streptophyta; Magnoliopsida; Poales; Poaceae
Exons: 15
Coding region: 309-2792 (827 amino acids)
Biological process (GO): regulation of starch metabolic process; starch metabolic process
Cellular component (GO): chloroplast stroma; starch grain
Molecular function (GO): starch binding
Source: RefSeq, a predicted model, not a curated record